UGCGUUUUGAUAGGACCACGUACAAGAAACCCGUCCAUCGGCGCAACUUAAAAGAACCAAGCAUAGCCAACCGAGUUUGGCUUUUCUACCACUGCCUCCUUCUCCAACCACUCGCAAAUUUCGUUUCUGUUUUGCUCCCAGGGUAAACUCCUAGUGUUCCUUUCGAUUUUUUCUGGAAGACUCUGCCUUCGUUUCCGAGAAAAAAAACAUCUUUUCUUCCAGGAACCUGGGAAUAUUAUCUGUAGUACCAUUCAGAAACUGAGGCAUUGGGUUGAAAGGGUAAUAUCUGGUUUUCAUCAGCGAACCGAUCGUAUGACCUUGUGCUUCAAUUUUAACAAUGGUCUACCCAGGUUCAAUGCAAUUGUCUCGUGACGUUAGGCUCAACAGUAAUAGCGGGUUCCGUAGUUUCCGUCAUAAUCCUAUGGGGGUUGGUCGAUUACAUUUGGUCACCAUAAAUCUUUCAACAUGUAGAUUGAAGCAAGAUUCUUCAGCACUCCAUCUUUUUAGAGUACAUGCCCCAAUACGGCAUGUGCCUUCCAGAUGUAAUGUUUUCGUAUGCCGGUCUGUCCUAACACCAGGUGGAGGGAAUGUGAAUCUGCUCAUGAAAUCUGCUACUGUUUUUUUAACAAGGUCAUAUGAUGCUUUAUGUGGAAGCCCUAUUUGGCUUCGAUUGAUCCCAGCCCUUGGUAUCAUUGCCUUUGCUGUUUAUGGUCUUGAGCCGCUCAUUCGUCUCAGCAGGACCCUAUUUCUUCAAAGGAAUGACAGUAGUUGGAAGAAAAGUAGUUCGCGAUAUAUGAUGACAUCUUAUUUUCAGCCAUUGCUGUUAUGGACUGGGGCAAUGCUCAUAUGCAGGGCAUUAGAUCCACUAGUCCUACCAUCUGAGACCAGCCAGGUUGUGAAGCAAAGGCUGCUUAAUUUUGUGAGAUCUUUGUCAACAGUGAUUUCAUUUGCUUACUGUUUAUCAAGCUUAAUUCAACAAGCACAAAAAUUCUUUCUGGAGGCAAAUGACUCUGGUGAUGCAAGAAAUAUGGGCCUUGAUUUUGCUGGGAAAGCAGUGUAUACUGCUGUAUGGGUUGCCGCCUUGUCAUUGUUCAUGGAGUUGCUAGGUUUCUCCACACAGAAGUGGUUAACUGCUGGUGGUUUGGGCACAGUAUUGCUCACUCUUGCAGGUCGUGAGAUAUUUACAAACUUUCUUUCAAGUAUAAUGAUCCAUGCAACUCGGCCAUUUAUUCUGAACGAGUGGAUUCAAACAAAGAUUGAAGGUUAUGAGGUUUCUGGUACUGUUGAGCAUGUAGGCUGGUGGUCACCAACUAUUGUGAGAGGUGAUGAUCGUGAGGCAGUUCAUAUUCCUAAUCACAAAUUCACUGUAAAUGUUGUGAGAAAUCUGAGUCAGAAAUCUCAUUGGCGUAUCAAGAGUUACGUUGCUAUCAGUCACUUGGAUGUCAACAAAAUUAACAGUAUUGUGGCUGAUAUGCGCAAGGUUUUGGCUAAAAAUCCUCAAGUAGAGCAGCAAAAAUUACACAGAAGGGUGUUUUUGGAGAAUGUCAAUCCUGAAAAUCAGGCUCUUAUGAUAUUAAUAUCUUGCUUUGUAAAAACUUCACAUUUUGAAGAGUACCUCUGCGUUAAGGAGGCAAUUCUUUUGGAUCUUCUCAGAGUUGUCAGUCAUCAUCGAGCUCGGCUAGCCACUCCCAUCCGCACAGUUCAGAAAAUAUAUGGUGAGGCUGACUCAGAAAAUAUACCCUUUGGGGACACCAUUUUCACUCGAUCCAGAGCAACAGCAAAUCGUCCAUUCCUACUGAUAGAACCACCAUAUAAAGUUAAUGGAGAAGAUAAAGUUAAGCCUUCAACUCGUUCAACUCGAGCAAAUGAGGAAAAGGAUGCCAAGGUUGAUGAAAUUGUGGCAUCUGACUCGAAAGGAGAAGAGAAUUUUGCAGCUACAUCAACCUCCCAACCUGGUGUAAACUCCAAGGAUAAAUCCAAGUCAAUUUCUGAGGCCCAAAUCCAGAAUAUUGGUUCUGAUAGUUCAGUUGAGAAGACCUCCAAAACCAUGCCGCCUAAAAAGGAAAGUACAGGAGAUGCAGGAAAGGGAAGUACAGUUCCAGUAUCUAAAAACCUUGCACAAAGUGCUGUGCCUGAAACCUCUCCUGUUACUUCCCAUGAGAAUAUGGGUUCUGAUAGUUCAGUUGAGAAGACCUCCAAAACCAUGCAGCCUAAAAAGGAAAGUGCAGGAGAUGCAGGAAAGGGAAGUACGGUUAAUGUAUCUAAAAACCUUGCACAAAGUGCUGUGCCUGAAACUUCUCCUGUUACUUCCCAAGAGUCUGGCAGGGGAGAGACCGGUUCUACUUCUUCACAUUCAAAGCAAGAUGAAGAGAAAUCUGCUGUGUCUUCAUCAUCAGUUAGACCUUCCUUGGAAGAGAAUAUUCUUCUUGGUGUUGCCCUAGAAGGCUCAAAGCGAACUCUUCCAAUUGAGGAAGAAAUGACUCCAUCUCCUAUCCCUGUGGAGUCACAAGAAUUUGCUGUACAACGGAAUGGGAGUGGACCUCCUGCUAACAAGGAUAAGAAGGAUGGUCAGAUGUCUUCAUUUCCAACUGCUAACAAGGAUAAGAAGGAUUAGUAGCAAAAUAAGCAGAGUAGAAGUUGAUAUUUUAGUAUAUGCCUUCAAUUGAAAAUUAUGCAAAAAUGAUCCAGCUGUUUUUUUUAAGUUGGAAUUAUGCAUUGUAUUCUCCCUAGCUGAUUAUGUACAUAAUUGUUCUUUCAUGAUUUUUAUAACUGUCUCAUUCAGAAUCUCUGAAUA
Gastrolobium bilobum is the source of this 2794-nucleotide messenger RNA. Its product is annotated as mechanosensitive ion channel protein 3, chloroplastic-like. Lineage: Eukaryota; Viridiplantae; Streptophyta; Magnoliopsida; Fabales; Fabaceae. The transcript has 14 exons. The record is from RefSeq and is a predicted model, not a curated record. Gene Ontology annotation, cellular component: membrane. Gene Ontology annotation, biological process: transmembrane transport. Bases 338 to 2614 code for a protein of 758 amino acids.